Acanthosepion pharaonis is the source of this 903-nucleotide messenger RNA. The record is from the annotation of a GenBank genome assembly. NCBI's taxonomy places the organism in Eukaryota, Metazoa, Mollusca, Cephalopoda, Sepiida, Sepiidae.
AUGAUUAAAAACAGAAACUCAUUUGCCAGAACAAAUAUAUAUCUGUAUCUAAGUCCAUUUCUCUCUAUCUAUCUAUCUAUCUAUCUAUCUAUCUAUCUAUCUAUCUAUCUAUCUAUCUAUACAGUAUUGAUCUUCCCUCUCUAUAAUAACAUAAUGCCCUUAUCUAUCUAUCUAUCUAUCUUACACCUUCCCUAUCUAUCUAUCUAUCUAUCUAUCUAUCUAUCUAUCUAUCUAUCUAUCUUACAGUAUUCAUCUCCACUCUCUAUAUUAACAUAUUGCCCUUAUCUAUCUAUCUAUCUAUCUAUCUAUCUAUCUAUCUAUCUUACAAUAUUCAUAUCUCUUUAUCAUAACAUAUUAGCCUUCCCCAUCUAUUCAUUCAUCAUCUAUCUAUCUAUAUCUAUCUAUCUAUCUAUCUAUCUAUCUCUAUCUUUCAUAUCAUUCAUCUAUCUAUCUAUCUAUCUAUCUAUCUAUCUAUCUAUCUAUCUAUCUAUCUUUUACACCUAUCUAUCUAUCUAUCUAUCUAUCUAUCUAUCUUAUCUAUCUAUCUAUCUAUCUAUCUAUCUGUCAUAUCUAUCUAUCUAUCUAUCUAUCUAUCUAUCUAUCUAUCUAUCUAUCUUAUCAUAUUGCUUAUCAUCUAUUCAUCUAUAUUCAUAUCUUACUUUAUCCCCUUAUUAUAAACAUAUUAGCCUAGCCUUCCUAUCUAUCUAUCUAUCUAUCUAUCUAUCUAUCUAUCUAUCUAUCUAUCCCUAUUAUCUAUCUAUCUAUCUCUAUCUGUCUAUCUAUCUGAGGAUUGAGAAAUUAUCUAUCUAUUCAUCUAUCUAUCUAUCUAUCUAUCUAUCUAUCUAUCUAUCUAUCUGCUCUUAUGUGUCUGUGUUUGGCUCAAAAGGAAAUCUAAUGGAAUAG